This is a messenger RNA of Sugiyamaella lignohabitans, 1383 nucleotides long. It is a transcript of the gene PTP1, whose product is annotated as tyrosine protein phosphatase PTP1. The transcript has a single exon. Gene Ontology annotation, biological process: protein dephosphorylation. The record is from RefSeq and is a predicted model, not a curated record. Gene Ontology annotation, molecular function: protein tyrosine phosphatase activity. The coding region runs from base 1 to 1383 and encodes 460 amino acids. Lineage: Eukaryota; Fungi; Ascomycota; Dipodascomycetes; Dipodascales; Trichomonascaceae.
AUGGGAUCUAACGUAUCGAACGCCGAGCCAGCCGCACAUCUCACUUCAACAUGGACCCGACUGAUCUGGCCAAAUGUUGAAAUAACCAGGACACCAAUUAUAUGCCAAGAUAAUUUGGUUUUACAGUUGAAUCACAAGCGUGUUGGUGGGUUUUUAGUGACUGAGGGGACAUAUAUUAUUAUGGGUUUAACAUCGCGGAUAAUCAAGCGAAACCGAGAUGCAGCUCUUCCAAGCUAUCUAAACCAAUCUUUGAACGAUAUUGAGAUAAAGUUCGAUGUGUUGAACGAAGAAGAACACGCUCGUUUCGGGAAGCCGGAAUGGAGCGUACGAUAUGGUUUGAGUCCUGAAAAUCUUGUCAGAAACCGGUACCGUGGUGUUGUACCGUGGGAUAAAACGAGGGUCAAACUUCCUGUAACCGCCGAUGGUAAUGAUUACAUUAAUGCUUCAUGGGUCACCUUAACUCCAGGAGGUGACCUCCACCCUCCUCAAAAUGAUUCGAAAUUGAAGGACAGCUCGUCUAAAACGAGUUCCCGUCCAUCACGGAAGUUUUUCACGCACUCGCGGUCUAAUUCAAACUCAUCAAAUUCUGAAAUUCCUGUGGUCAAGGAGCAGGUAAAGGGGGAAAAGGGACUCGAGCAAUCUGACUUGCCAGUGGAGGAGGCCACUUCAUCUUCUUCAGUGUCGGUAUCAUCGGAACGCCCACAGUCCCCUUUCAGCAGCCCUUCUUCUGACAAUAUUGCUUCCAAAACUUACAUAGUUACUCAGGGUCCCUUAAAUUCGACAAUAGUUGAUUUUUGGCAGAUGGUUAAUGAAUAUUGUGGAGACCCAGCGGUAAUAAUUAUGCUUACAGGAUUGAGUGAGCCAUAUAAGGGCCAACGAAUGAACAAAUGCGCACGGUAUUGGCCUGUGGAUAAGAAUGUUUCUAUUCCAAUUCCAAAGGGAGAGAAUUAUAAACACGAUCUAUCAGUACGAUUGGUAUCUUUAUCUCAAACUUCGUACUAUGAACUACGCGAGCUUGAAAUUACAAAUGUCACAACAGGCACAAAGAAAGCAGUUCAUCACUUCUAUUACAACACAUGGCCAGACUUCGGUAAUCCAAGCGGAGGGGCCGAUAUGGUAAACUUUGUUUCCAUAGCCAAUGCGAAAAAUACCGCUCCUCAAUCACCCUUGGUUGUGCAUUGCUCGGCAGGUAUCGGCCGUUCAGGAACGUAUUUAGCUAUUGAUGCUGCUUUAACGAGAGGAUGUUGGGUGGAUAACGAGCGAGAUUUGGUAUAUGAUCUUGUUUCAAGCAUGAGACAACAGCGUCUUGGAAUGGUUCAAAAAGCAACUCAACUCGAGUAUAUUUAUCUUCAAAUUAAAAAGUAUUUGAAUGGAUUGCCCUAG